Cygnus olor (mute swan) is the source of this 11103-nucleotide messenger RNA. RefSeq names its product DAB2 interacting protein (gene DAB2IP). Lineage: Eukaryota; Metazoa; Chordata; Aves; Anseriformes; Anatidae. The record is from RefSeq and is a predicted model, not a curated record. Gene Ontology annotation, biological process: regulation of GTPase activity. The transcript is spliced from 14 exons. Bases 1179 to 4370 code for a protein of 1063 amino acids.
UUUAUUUCUGUAAUUUGUCAGAAUUUUCUAAUUGACAGGGUGAAGUAAAACCUGUUGGAUUGAGGUUGCCCUCCAGGUCAUUGUACAGAAUUGUGCUACGGGUGUGCAGUGGAGACGAGAUAUAUUUGUUGCUGUCAGGGACUACAGUUUAUUAUCUAGACGGGCAGUGGCUAAUAAUGGCAGUUUAAAUUUCAAGAGGAUUUGAGGAAAAUGUCCUUUAAUUCCCAUAUGCCUACAUUAUGGACUUAUUCCUCCACGCCUGCACUUUUUUUUAUAUAUAUAAUUUUAAAUAUGCAUUGUAAAUACUGAUAGAAGGAGGCUGCAAGCUAAGCCGACAGCAUUUAUAGUUCCAGCUUUAAAGACGAACUGCCUGCAGGAAGUAAUAACGAGCAGGGCUGCCCGGAGCAGCUGCCCGUGAAGGACUCCAGCGGCGGCAGUGACGGCGUCGGGCAGCGCACCCCGGGCACGGCUCGGAAGCGGGCACUGCUCCGCUGCCCCCGGCAUCGCCCGGCCCCAUCCAGGCCUGGCCGGCUGCCUCCCGAAGGGCUGCCGAGAGCAGCCAGGAGCCUGCUGCUGAGUACAUGGAGAGGAAAUCCUAAACUUCAUCGGAGGCAUAGACCGAGGAGCCUGUGCUUAUGCGCGAGCUCUCUCCCUUCUUUCCGGUACGUUAGCUGUAUUGCACUAAUUAUAUACGUGAGAGAAGCGUGCUGGAUGAAGUUUAAUUAGGAAUGAGCUGCUUCGUCAUGUAAACCCGGAGUGCAGCGCAGUUUGCUCAGCCUGGAUCGCCGCCAGCACCUGCGGGAGCACCCAGGCAGCGGGAAGGGGCUGGGAGCAGGGAGCAGAUGCCUCCUCCAGAGCUGCGAGCCUCGAGGAAGGGCUUGAAUUACAAAGGAAGGGAAGGGGCUGAGCUUCCCUCCCCCCCACCUCCCGUCACAAAGGGCAAUAGUCAGUUUACUUUAAUAAUCCCACUAUCAGCUGCAGAGGAAGUCUCGCAGUCCGGGAGUCUGCAAGCAGCUCGGAGCCAGCUGGGUAGCACGGGGCGAGCCGUGGCCGAGGGAGGGCACCGCCGAGGAUGGACUCGCGCUGCUCGCCAAGGAGCUGACUUUCCCAGGGAUCCCAGAACUGCUUUUCUAUCCCGAUCUUAUUUUUCGAUCCUGUGAAGGCUUUGAUCCCAUCUAAUGCCGAGGCUGAAAGAAUCACGCUCCCACGAGUCUUUGCUCAGUCCCAGUAGUGCUGUUGAGGCUCUGGAUCUCAGCAUGGAGGAAGAAGUGGUCAUCAAGCCGGUCCACAGUAGCAUCCUGGGACAAGACUACUGCUUUGAGGUGACGACUUCAUCAGGAAGUAAGUGCUUCUCGUGUCGUUCCGCAGCAGAGCGAGAUAAAUGGAUGGAAAACCUGCGGCGUGCCGUGCACCCAAAUAAGGACAACAGCAGAAGGGUAGAGAAUAUGUUGAAGUUAUGGAUUAUUGAAGCCAAGGACCUGCCAGCUAAGAAAAAGUACUUGUGUGAAUUAUGCCUGGAUGACGUUCUUUAUGCACGAACUACCUGUAAAUUGAAAACUGAUAAUGUCUUUUGGGGGGAGCACUUUGAAUUUAAUAACCUCCCAUCGCUCAAAAACAUUACGGUGCACUUAUACAAAGAGACUGACAAGAAGAAAAAGAAGGACAAGACCAACUUCAUUGGACAAGUGAACAUCCCUGUCAGCUCCGUCACGGGCCGGCAGUUUGUGGAGAAAUGGUACCCCGUGGUCAGCCCCAACCCCGGGAAGGGCAAGUCCCCAGGGCCCAUGAUCCGCAUCAAGUCACGCUACCAGAGUAUGAGCAUCCUUCCCAUGGAGAUGUACAAGGAGUUUGCCGAGUACAUCACUAACAAUUACAUGGUGCUGUGCUCGGUGCUGGAGCCCUCGCUGAGCGUGAAGAGCAAAGAGGAGAUGGCGUCCGCGCUGGUGCACAUCCUGCAGAGCACAGGCAAGGCCAAGGAUUUCUUGACUGACCUGAUGAUGUCUGAAGUUGAUCGCUGUGGUGAGAAUGAGCAUCUCAUUUUCAGGGAGAACACACUAGCCACCAAAGCAAUCGAAGAAUACCUGAAGCUGGUGGGGCAGAAAUACUUGCAAGAUGCCUUAGGGGAAUUCAUCAAGGCUCUGUACGAAUCAGAUGAAAACUGUGAGGUGGAUCCCAGUAAGUGUUCGUCUUCGGACCUUCCUGAACAUCAGAGCAACCUGAAGAUGUGCUGCGAGCUGGCCUUCUGCAAAAUCAUCAACUCCUACUGUGUCUUCCCAAGGGAGCUCAAGGAAGUUUUCGCCUCGUGGAGACAAGAAUGCAGCAACCGUGGCCGCCCAGACAUCAGCGAGCGACUGAUCAGUGCCUCCUUGUUCCUGCGGUUCCUGUGCCCAGCUAUCAUGUCCCCUUCCCUCUUCAGUCUCCUGCAGGAGUACCCGGACGACCGCACUGCGCGCACUUUGACCCUCAUUGCCAAGGUCACCCAGAACCUCGCCAACUUCGCCAAGUUUGGCAGCAAAGAGGAAUAUAUGUCCUUCAUGAAUCAGUUCCUGGAGCAUGAAUGGACUAACAUGCAGAGAUUUCUCCUGGAGAUUUCCAAUCCAGAAACCAUCUCAAACACAGCUGGCUUUGAAGGCUACAUUGACCUGGGCCGGGAGCUGUCCACUUUGCACUCGCUGCUCUGGGAAGUCAUUUCUCAGCUGGAGCAGGGCACUGCAACAAAGCUUGGGCCUCUGCCUCGGAUCCUGAGGGAUGUCAACUCGGCACUCAGUAACCCAGCCUGCGUGCAGGUCUCAGUCACAGCCGAUCACACUGCAUCCACUCCUAACGCUGGCAACAGCAUCUCUGCGGGGCUACAGAAAAUGGUGAUAGAGAAUGACUUAUCUGGUCUGAUAGAUUUCACCCGGUUACCAUCUCCAACCCCUGAAAACAAGGACUUGUUUUUUGUCACAAGGUCUGCUGGGGCCCAGCCCUCGCCUGCCCGAAGCUCCAGUUACUCAGAGGCCAAUGAGCCCGACGUGCAGAUGUCUAACGGCAGCAAGAGUUUGUCCAUGGUGGACUUGCAGGACAAUCGGCUCUUGGACAGCGGGGCCAACGCGCCCGGCGCUGCCGACUCCCUCAAUGACAGUCAGUCGUCCCUCGGGCAGUUGCAGGGCGUAUGGACCGCACGGACUCAGCAGAGCAGCGUGACGGGCAUGGCCACCGUGCGCCGGGUGGGCCAGACGCCCACCACGCCGAGCGGCGAGAGCGCGCCCGGCCGGCCCCAGCUGCUGGCGCCGCUCUCCUUCCAGAACCCCGUGUACCAGAUGGCGGCCGGGCUGCCGCUCUCCCCUCGCGGCCUGGGCGACUCCGGCUCCGAGUGCCACAGCUCGCUCAGCUCCCACAGCAACAGCGAGGAGCUGACGGCCAACAAGCACGGCUUCGCCGGCCCCGCCGCCAGCGAGGACUUCACGCGCCGGACGGGGGAGCUGGCCCGGCGGCAGCUCUCGCUGACGGAGAAGGGCGGCCAGCCCACCAUGCCGCGCCAGAACAGCGCGGGACCGCAGAGGCGGAUAGACCAGCCGCCCCCGCCGCCGCCGCCGGUCACCCGGGGCAGGACGCCGCCCUCCCUGCUGAACACGGUUCAGUACCAGCGACCCUCCAGCGGCAGCAUGAUGUCCUCCUCGCCCGACUGGCCCGGCAGCGGGGCCCGCCUGCGGCAGCAGUCCUCCUCCUCCAAGGGCGACAGCCCCGAGAUGAAGCAGCGCACGAUGCACAAACAGGCCCCUUCUCCUGUGAACCCCAAUGCCCUGGACCGCACUGCUGCUUGGCUUUUGAAUAUGAACAUGCAGUUUUUAGAAGAUGAAAGCAUUGACCCAGAUUCCAAGCACAGGGAUAAGCUCAGGAAUAAGGACGAGCUCAGCCAAGCAGAAAAGUACCAGCAGGACCUAGUGGUGCUGCAGGACAAGCUUCGCAUCUCCAACAAGAAGCUGGAGGAGUAUGAGACACGCUUCAAAUGCCAGGAGGAGACGACGCAGAAGCUGAUGCUGGAGUACCAGGCCAGGCUGGAGGAGAGCGAGGAACGGCUCCGGAGGCAGCAGGAGGAUAAGGAGAUCCAGAUGAAGGGCAUCAUCAGCAGGCUGAUGUCAGUUGAGGAGGAGUUAAAGAAGGACCAUGCAGAAAUGCAGGCUGCCGUGGACUCCAAGCAGAAGAUAAUUGAUGCACAGGAGAAACGCAUUGCUUCAUUGGAUGCUGCCAACGCACGGCUAAUGAGUGCCCUUACUCAGCUGAAAGAGAGGUACAGCAUGCAGACACGUAAUGGGAUCUCCCCCACAAACCCAACUAAAUUGCAGAUUACAGAGAAUGGAGAAUUCAGAAACAGCAGUAAUUGUUAACCCGUGGAGGGCGCUGCCGCAGGAGAGGAGGCCUGGCCAGAGAGACCGUGCAGCAGCAGGUGUGAGCCGCGGCUUCAAAGAACGGCUGCUCUCUCCCCCAGAGAAACCAGCUCCUUACUGCGGACGGCGCGCUUGACUGAGCCUUUGUGGGAGAUGCUAAUGCCAGCACAUUGAGGGGACGGAAAGAUCGAGUGUGAGAUGAGUGGCAUAAGGAAAUAAGAGAUAUUUGAGAAUCGCUGUCACUGUUGGAUUUAAAUCAGUGUUUAAUGUUUAAACAGAAGUAACCUUUUCCUUCCAAACUGCCCAAAGGAUAUGCCUCACCCCUCCCAGCAAGGAAUAAUGUCCUUGUCAUUGCAGGAAGCGAAAUAAAGGGAGCUGGGCAGAGCCUGCAGCAGGCAGCGGCCCACUCAGUGCAGUUAGAGCGUGCAGCUGGCUGCAGCUGCCCAGGGGCGGCAGGAGAGCCUGCCCCGCUCCUGUGACUCCCCCUGGAGCACAGCCCUGUCCCCAGAGCAAACCCCGCGCCCGGCCGGCCUUCCUUACGUGGCUUUGUGAGGCCACUGGCUUUUACAGCACGUAGCUAUCUGCAGGGCAUUUACACAGCAAAUUAAUGUUUAAUUAACUCCGCCCACGCAGGGGCCACAGUCCAGAAGAAUGGUCAGGGCUCCCUCGGCGCAACGCGGUACCAGAGGGGUGUUGCAUGGGGCACUGCGGUGGCAGGGCGGUGGAGAAGGGUCCGACGGCGCUGCUGGGGCUGCGGAGCCACCGCGCAAGCCCAGGGAGCGGAGCCAGCCGGAGGCUCUGCACGCAGGUGCAGGGAGGAGCUGGUACCUGGCGAUGGGCUCCCUGGGUCCCCUCGCCAGCUGCUGCUCGCUCAGCUAAUGGGGAAAGUCUCCAUAAAGCAGUAGUUCAGGGCGCUGCGUUCCCCGCCACACGCCUAACCACAGAAUAAAGUAAAGGUUGCCUGAGCUUUGUCCCUGAGCUGUGAAUGAGGUGCAGGGUCUGGCUUUGGUGGUGCCCAUCGUGGCACGGGGGAGUGACGGGCUUUGUGACACGGCCAGCGUCUUGCUUGACAAAGGGUUCGUUAUGGGGAUGUAAUACUCUGUGCGGAGAUUUUUACUGUUUCUGGGGAGAAAAACAGGCAAAGAAACAAGAACAGCCCUGAAGACCCAUGAAGAUCGGUAAUUGUAUUUCUUUUCUUUCACAGUAUGCAUUAGAAAAAAAAAGAGCCCAUUUUCUGGAAUACUGUCCUCUUUAAAUUGGGAAUGAGCACUGCAUGGAAAUUAACCGGCUUGAAGAAUGUAAAACAUGGUCAUAAGGGAGUAACCAACAGGAACAGCAGCCACCACCGAGAGCCCCCUUGUCAGGAGCACUGUGCAGGCAUAAGCCAGGAUUAGACUUUUCCUUGCUGCUGAAACACGCAGAUUCGGCACAUUCAGACACGUUGCGCUCAGCGGAGGGGUCACCUCCUUAACGGGGGAUUGUGCCGCUGACCUGCCGCCACGGUGUGUUUGUUGGUUUGUGUUUUUUUAAGUUAGUCCUUCAUGACUCCCAGUCUCAGAGCAGGUCCCUCGUACCGCGAGCCCAGAGAUUUUCUCUGAGAUAUGGAUGACAGUGUACAGUGUACAGGACAUCUGCCUUUUCCUCCCACUAAAGUUUAACACUGCUGACCGCCUGUCCUAGCUCCUCCUGCCAUGUGUAAAUGUCCAAAGGGACUAGGAUGCUCACUGCGCUCUGCACAGCUUAGGUACCGUCUCCAACCUCUCAGUACCCAGGCUGCCCGAGCAGGACGCUGUUUGCCAGUAAGCUCUGCAUUGCCAUGCCACCUCACAGCCGUAAGGCUCAUUAACAGCAUUCUUCCACAUGCAAUUGUUUUCAAAAUUAAAGCUGCUUUUUCUUUUUGUAAGCGUUUUUCUGUUGCCUGGAAGCCCUGGGCCAAGCCCGGCGCGGCUGCACCUGCUGCAGCUCUGGUCCUUGGAGGAGCGGACGUGUUGCUCUGCACUGAGGUCUCCGCGCCCAGCCAACGCCUGCAGAGUGGUGCAAUCACACAGCAGACCCCAACAGGAGCUCCUCAGAGAAAAGUAAUCACUAAGCAUUUAUGGCAAGUACAGUCACCUUUGAAUUUGGAGACUAGCACAGAUGGCUUUGAAGACCCACACAAAUCUGACAAGGUUACAACUGGAGAAAGACCCAGACAGGUUAGGAAUACACAGGGUACUGGGAACGGUUCGGUACGUACACUUACCAGCUGCCGUUGUCUCAUACACACUGUUAAGAACCCUGCAAAAAGACUAUUUUAAACUGCUGUUGCCCUGAGAUGUGUUUUUACAGCUAAUUGUUUUUGAGCUCCAACAUACCGGUGUUGGGAGAGACGAAGUUUUUCAAGAGCCAAGUAACAUAGAGGAAUGGAAACGCUCCCAGAGCAUGGGGCGGGCGCCCCACCAGCAGCGUUCCCAUUCGUACAUGGAAGUAAUGUUGGGAUGCAGUCAGUGCUCUCCGUAAGAGCUGGAAAAAAGAACCACCCACAACACAGUUGUUUAGCACUGAAGCUAAGCAAAGUGCAGCUUAAUCUCCUGCUCAACCACAAGCCAAGGCACUGCUUUUAGAUCCUUCUCCCUCCCCCCUUUUUUUCUUUUCUUUUUUUUCCCCAGGAGCUGUCAGAAACUCCCAGUUAACCUCAAAGUUGCAAAUUACUGAACACAUUGUUCUGCUGAAGUAGCAGGCACACUUAAGUCCUUCCACAGUGAGUUAUUAAAAAAAACAAAACAGAAAAAACCUUAAAAGUUCCAGUGCCAAUACCUUCUGGAGUUGUUGCUUAGUUUCCUGAGCCAGUAUGAAACAAAACUCAAAUCAGGAAGCGGUCUCGUUACAGUGGAGAGCCCCCCGCCCCUCAUCCCUGUGUCGCCUUCCCCUGCAAGUGUCAACAACUGGACCUAACUACCACCCUCCCCUGCGAAACGCUGGGGAUAGGGUUUAAGAUCCAGGCUCAGCUCAGAUCUGUUACUUCAGUUUGUGUUCGUUAUUUAUAAACUGUACAUUUCUGUGUGUGUGUGUGCGUGCACGUGUGUGUGAGCGGGAGCCAGCAAUGCGUGCGGUCAGCGCAGCGGGCAGGGUACCCAGCUGCGGCCUCAGCCCUGGGAGCUGGCGCAGCAAUACCGAGGCGAUGACACCGGAGUAAAGCAACCACUACGCGUAAUGUUUUGUGAUCUGCUCCGUUUCCUUUUCCAUUCUUGCGCUGUCUACAAUAAGAAGCUGUUCUAGUGCAAACUUGUCAAAGUGUAAACAACACUAAAACACACUCAGAUUUUUAUCUUAAUACAAGUCUUAAUAUUUUUUUGUAAAUGUUUUCAGUGUUUACUGUAACGUAUCUAUCUCACUAACAGUUGUAUAUAGUAAUUUACUUCUGGUGCUGCUUAUUUGGUCAGGAUUUGGCUGUAUCAAUGCUGUUUAGGUGAGGUGGACUCAAGCUAGCAAAUUUGGAUCCAGCCACAGGUUAUGAUUCCACCUCUUCCCCUUGGGCAUCUGAGGGAAAGGGAAGGGAGAAAAGCCAGGGAUCCAGAUUUGGGGUUGGCCCACCUCAAGGAUUCUGUUUUAAGAGUUAUGAUUUGGGGUUUUGUUAAACUGUAGUGAACACUGCUGAAAAAAAUGAGCAAAAUUUUGUGUAAACGGGGAUGAAAAGGACUGAACAAUACCCCAACACCUCUGCUGACUCCAAGUACCAUCUUUUUGGACAGGGAUUAUGGCUUAAGUUCAGUGCCAACCAACUGGAGGGACCUAGGUCCUUCCCCACGCCAAUUAACACUACAGCGUAGUCACCAGCCCCUUUUGCAAAGCCUGCUGCCAUCCAAAGAGCCCUUCCUUUGUCACUGCAUCGUCAUUGGAGUCUGGUUGGGUUUGUUUUCUGCUUUUGCAGCUGUAAAGCACUGAUUGCACUGUGAGAACGCGCUGAAUCCUCUGGCCUGGCAGGCAGCCCGGUGGGUCGCGCAGGGUGCGGGACGCAGGUUGUGCUGCUAUGGGGAGGCUGAAGGGAGAAGGGACUCGGUGGGCCCGAGCGAGGCACCACAGGCGCUCCUAGAAAAGAAAUCAGCAACUAGUCCAGAGGCUUUUCCUGUUACUUAAGUCCAUACCACGAUGCAACAAAACAUAACAAAGUCUGAUCUGUGACCGACAAGGAAAGGAUUUUUAGUGCCAGAAGGUGGAAAAUUCACUGCUGUAGUCUGCCAGGAGAGCCCCCAGGUGCGGCUCGGAUGAGAUCUGCAAGGGGCUCGUUUCCCACUGCGCCCCUGGGGCAGGGCAGCAGCCCCUGGGGCUGCCUUUCUGAACGCGGUCCUGCAGCCAGCAGCACCCAGCAGCUCCCCCGGGAUCGCUGUGGCCUUGCCUCCAGAGCACGAAGCAGCCGGUACAAGGGCACAACUGUGACACUGCCCUCGGGGUGAGCGUGAGGUUUCUUGUGCAGCACCCCAUCCUUCCCCCUGCAGUGGCUGUAGUGCUCAACCUCUUCCCAAAGGUUUGCGUUCGAAGCAAUCUAGGACUGCACAGCACAGCACCCUGGCCGGUACCAGGCCCUGACGUGGGGCAGCGUGCAGGGGCUCACGGGCACCAGGAGGAUCCUUUUCUGGCCCAGGCAGGGGCACUGCCCCUCCAAGCGGGUCCCUGACUCUUCGGGGCAGUUUCAGAGCAGGCUGCUCAGCCGCAAGGCUUGGCCACGCAGUUCCUGCCCUGCCCUGAGAAGCAGCCAAGCCCUGCGCUAACCCUGCACAGAAAUCUGUUGCCUUUUCCUUUUCCCUUGCGGAAAAUAUAGGGGGGUGGGAGGGGUGGGAUGAUCGAAGCAUGCUAACAUGCAGCUCACAGGCGUCCAUCCAAACCAAAUCCAGUCUUGAGGGUGUUACAUGACAUUCAAAAACAACCGUGCUUUAAAAAAGGUGUCAUGUUGGAGCAUUGACCUUCACAGAUGACCUGAGCUGUGACACUGCUGUAAAUUCCACGUGGUUCUGCAUCAGCUGCCAGUACCCCAAAGUGCAGUCUCCAUGUUCACAUAUUCCUUUCUCAUACAUCACUGUGUCUUAAGAUAUACCUCUCUCUGUAUAUCUGCUUAAGCUGAUACUUGUUCCUGAUAAGCAGUCGCUAUGUUUUAUAUCCUCUUAUAAAGAAAAAUUUUUUUUGUAAGUAUGUUUAAAAACAAAAAAAAAAUGCAAAGUGGAAGUGUUUGCUGAAUCUCCUUCAGCUCCUUUUAAACUAUGUAAUAAUGUACAGAGAAAGUUGUUGGUGUUCAAAGAAAUGAUGUGGCCGUGCAAUUUAUGUACAUUUGCAAUUAGAAAUAUUAAAGAUUUAUUUAGAUAUUUUAUGUAAGCGCUCCAGCGCCUCUACUCAGUCAUUCCCAGUCUCUAGCUCCACGGCACACGGCAGGGCUGGGGCUGCCCGGCCACGCUCAGGGUUCCUGCAGGCCUUCCCCACCACCCCUCUCCUCCCAAAGCCCUUCCCUUGGCUUCCUCCUAGAAGUGGCGGAAAACUUGGAGGAGUCAUUAAAACCCUGGGUAGCACCAGCACCUCUGCCUCGUUACCAUCACGAUAAUUAGCUCCUAUGAGAGAGGGGGAAGACAAGCUGGCUGCCUCAGGACGAGCCAAGAUGUGGCGAGUGCCCGUGGCUGUCCCCGUGCGCGGUGGCAGCUCUGAGCCGGGCGGGUCACUGGGCCCUGCUGGCUUCCGCCCAGCCCAGGUGCUUGACGCUUCUGUACCUGAGUGCCAGUGCCCGACCCCUCCUCGUGACACACCUGGGCACUGGCAUUGGGGUUUUGGGGAGGUUUGAGCCUUUUGUCCUCACACCAGAGCCUCUGCUGCCUGCCUGCCACAGGGCCCUGCAGAGAGCCCAGUGGCUGAGCCUUGCUCUGUGCCCGCACCGCAGCACGGCCUGCACCAGGUCGGCCAUUCCCAGCUCCUCCAGCCCCCAUCUCUGCUCCCAGCGCCUCCUCCCCUGGUCCCACACCAGGCUGGGGAGCGCUCGUCCCUCUGAAUUCAACCUUGGUGGCUGUGAAGGCUGAGAGAGAGAGAAGAGAAUUCCCAGGAAGAAAUGCAGGGAUCUCAGCAACUGCUCCAAAGAGGGAUUAGUCAGUAACACCUUGAUUUGAAUAAAACCUCUUUAGCGGUCUCUGUUAUGGCUUCAUCAGAGCAGAGCUGAAGUCUCAGCUGAAAACACCGAGAACAGCUCCGUGCUCUUGACAGCUUUCAGCAUCUCAGGCUCCUGGCAUCUGGCUGCAGCCGCUCCCAGCGGGUUCCAGCUCCAGCGCUGCUCAGCAGAAGGGCAAGGCUGGGAGGAGCGAGCCUCUGAAUUGCAAAUCAGCAGCCAGAACAACAAGGGGAAUACGGGGCUGGGAGGCUGGGGAUUCCAAAUGGGUUUGCUUGAGCUUUUUAAAUCUGGAGAGUCGUUUUAGCCCAAGACUCAUCAGCAUUAAUAAUGCUCCAGUAAUUGCACGGUACAGGUUUGUGCCGAGUUUAGCUAUGUCAGAGCGAACAGACCGCAGGCUGCUCGUGGUGCCAGGCAGCUUCUUCUCCAUCACAGCCCCGUGAGCAGCACAGCUCCUGCUCGGAGGAGGCUGAGGCGAGGCAGCCACGGAGAUCAUUAUUAAUCUCCAGUCUUCACUCCUGUCAAGCAUCUUUCACUCGUGGUUUUCCAAGCCCUUCACAAACACUCAGCCCCCAGCCGCUCUGCAGUAGAUGAAUGUCAUCAUCCUCAUUUUCA